AUGCCCUCUGCAGCGCCCGUCAGCGGCACCACGCCCAGCCAGGCGGCCACGUCAGGGGACAGCCUCUCUGCCAACGACAACAUCCGUCGUUUCGCAGCCCCCAGCCGGCCCAUGAGCCCGCCCGCUGCUCACACGCUCUUCCAUCCCAAGACACGAUGCUUUGUCUACGGACUGCAGCCCCGUGCUGUGCAAGGCAUGCUCGACUUCGACUUCAUCUGCAAGCGCAAGCAGCCCUCGGUUGCGGGUAUCAUCUACACAUUCGGCGGCCAAUUCGUCAGCAAAAUGUACUGGGGAACCAGCGAAACCCUGCUGCCCGUGUACCAGACUGUCGAGAAGGCUGUUGCCAAGCACGCCGAUGUCGACACUGUGGUCAACUUCGCCUCGUCUCGCUCCGUGUUCCAGUCGACCAUGGAGCUGAUGGAAUUCCCCCAAAUCAAGUGCAUCGCCAUCAUUGCCGAAGGUGUUCCUGAGCGACGCGCACGCGAGAUCCUGCACGUCGCCCAGAAGAAGGGCGUCACCAUCAUUGGCCCCGCCACGGUCGGUGGCAUCAAGCCCGGCGCGUUCAAGAUUGGCAACACGGGUGGUAUGAUGGACAACAUUGUCGCCUCCAAGCUCUACCGUCCUGGUUCCGUCUCGUACGUUUCCAAGUCGGGAGGCAUGUCCAACGAGCUCAACAACAUCAUCGCAAAUACGACAGACGGUGUGCUUGAGGGUGUGGCCAUUGGUGGUGACAGAUACCCCGGUACCACAUUCAUUGACCACGUACUCCGCUACCAGGCCGAUCCCGACUGCAAGUGCAUUGUCUUGCUCGGUGAGGUGGGCGGUGUGGAGGAAUACCGUGUCAUCGAAGCCGUCAAGUCCGGCCAAGUCACAAAGCCAAUCGUGGCAUGGGCUAUUGGUACCGUCGCUGGUAUGCUCAAGACUGAAGUGCAGUUUGGACACGCUGGUUCAUUUGCCAACUCCCAGCUCGAGACGGCUGCGACCAAGAACAAGACCAUGAGGGAAGCCGGCAUCUACGUGCCAGAAACCUUUGAGGACAUGCCUGGCACGCUUGCCCAAGUAUACCAGAAGCUUGUUGCGGAUGGCACCAUCAAGCCCAAGCCCGAACCCGUUGUGCCCAAGAUCCCAAUUGAUUACUCGUGGGCCCAGGAACUUGGUCUUAUCCGCAAGCCUGCUGCCUUCAUCUCGACGAUUUCCGAUGACCGUGGUCAGGAGCUUCUGUACGCUGGCAUGCCCAUCUCUGAUGUAUUCAAAGAGGAGAUCGGUAUUGGUGGUGUCAUGUCGCUGCUUUGGUUCCGCCGCCGUCUGCCCAACUACGCCAGUCGCUUCCUCGAGAUGGUCCUCAUGCUGACUGCCGAUCACGGUCCAGCUGUGUCGGGUGCCAUGAACACGAUCAUCACCACCCGUGCCGGCAAGGAUCUCAUCAGUGCGCUCGUCUCUGGUCUCCUGACUAUUGGCUCGCGCUUUGGUGGAGCUCUUGACGGUGCUGCUGAAGAGUUCAGCAAGGCGUUUGACAAGGGUCUUAGCCCUCGUGACUUCGUCGACACCAUGCGCAAGGAGAACAAGUUGAUCCCCGGUAUCGGCCAUAGGAUCAAGUCCCGCAACAACCCCGAUCUUCGUGUCGAGCUUGUCAAAGAAUACGUCAAGAAGAACUUCCCCAGCACAAAGCUGCUCGAUUACGCUCUUGCCGUCGAGUCAGUCACAACAUCGAAGAAGGACAACCUCAUUCUCAACGUUGAUGGCUGCAUUGCGGUCUGCUUCGUGGACCUUGUCCGCAACGGCGGUGCCUUUACACCAGAAGAGGCCGAGGACUACCUCAAGAUGGGUGUUCUCAAUGGUCUCUUUGUGCUCGGCCGAAGCAUUGGUCUGAUUGCCCACUUCCUCGACCAGAAGAGGCUGAGGACUGGUCUCUACAGGCAUCCAUGGGACGACAUUACCUACCUUCUGCCCACCCUACAGGCUGGUGGUGCCGAGGGUCGUGUUGAGGUCAGCUUGUAG
Molecule: messenger RNA, 1998 nt
Organism: Plenodomus lingam JN3
Lineage: Eukaryota; Fungi; Ascomycota; Dothideomycetes; Pleosporales; Leptosphaeriaceae
Biological process (GO): acetyl-CoA biosynthetic process; fatty acid biosynthetic process; tricarboxylic acid cycle
Cellular component (GO): cytosol
Molecular function (GO): ATP citrate synthase activity
Source: RefSeq, a predicted model, not a curated record